Fundulus heteroclitus (mummichog) is the source of this 3383-nucleotide messenger RNA. It is a transcript of the gene anos1, whose product is annotated as anosmin-1. Gene Ontology annotation, biological process: neuron differentiation. Gene Ontology annotation, cellular component: cell surface; extracellular region. The transcript is spliced from 14 exons. The coding region runs from base 105 to 2114 and encodes 669 amino acids. The record is from RefSeq and is a predicted model, not a curated record. Gene Ontology annotation, molecular function: protein binding; peptidase inhibitor activity. NCBI's taxonomy places the organism in Eukaryota, Metazoa, Chordata, Actinopteri, Cyprinodontiformes, Fundulidae.
GUUUCUUUAGUUUCUCCGGCGGAGCUCCGCGCGGCAGUGUGUUCACCGAGCUCGUGGAGGCGCGAGAGCGAGAGAAAAAAAAAGGACAGACAGCGGCGGCAGCGAUGUUUACCGGGAGCGCGAGCGCAUGUGUGCCCCUGUUGUUGUUGUGGAUUACGGCCCUGACGAGCGUCUCUGCGAGGAAGCAGGACGACUCCUUCUUCACCGCCAGCGUUUACCGAGCGAGAUGCGCCUCGAGGUGCCUCAGCCUGCACAUCACCCGCAUCUCCGCGUUCUUCAAGCACACGCAGAAUAAUGGCUCCUUGGUGUGGUGCCAGAAUCACAAGCAGUGCUCCAAGUGUCUGGAGCCUUGCAAGGAAUCUUGGGACCUGAAGGAAAACCAGUGCCAAGAUUUAUGUGAGCCCCUUUUCCCAAAGAAGCACUACGAGUGUCUGACUAGCUGCGAGUUCUUGAAGUCCGUAGAGGGGGUGAAGCAAGGCGACUGCCCGGCCCCGGAGAAGGCCAGCGGCUUCGCUGCGGCCUGCGUAGAGAGCUGCGAGGAGGACGGCGAGUGCUCAACGGUCAAAAAGUGUUGCAGCAACGGAUGUGGCCACACCUGCCAGGUGCCCAAGAAUCUCUACAAAGGAGUCCCUCUGAAACCGAGGAAGGAUCUGGUGUUCUUGGAGCAGCCUUCGGGUCAGCUGGAGAUCCGCUGGUCGUCAAAGUUUAAUAUCUCCGUCGAGCCGGUCCUCUACGUGGUGCAGCGCCGCUGGAACUACGGCAUCCAUCCCAGCGAGGACGAUGCCACAGAAUGGCAAACGGUGGCUCAGACCGCAGAGGAGCGCAUCCAACUGGCUGACAUCAGAGCCAGCAGAUGGUACCAGUUCAGAGUUGCCGCAGUCAAUGUUCACGGGACCCGCGGCUUCACUGCACCCAGCAAACACUUCCGCUCCUCCAGAGACCCUUCGGCGCCGCCCAGGCCAACCAAUCUGCGUAUCACCAACAUGACUUUAGCCGAUGAAAACCUGGUGACGGUUCAUCUCAACUGGAGCCUGCCAGAGGAGCCGGAUAUCCCCAUCCAUCACUACAAAGUGUUCUGGAGCUGGACCGUGCCCUCAAAGUCGCUGGUUCCAUCCAAGAAGAAGAGGAGAAAGACCACCAAUGGGGCUCAGAGCUGGGUGGAUCUGGAGGGACUGCAACAAAACAGCACUUACACCGUGGAGCUGCAGGCUGUCACAUACUGGGGACAGGUGCGCCUGAAGAGCUCCAAGGCCUCGCUCCACUUCAGCACCUCUCAGAAUAAUGAAUCAGCUAAAUCUACCCUCAAGUCCAAGAAGGAGGAGAUAUCCCCUCUGGGCUCGACGCUGGCCAAACGCCCCUCUGGGCCCCUGGAAGUGGGCACACCCUUCUACCAGGAUGGUCAGCUCCAGGUCCGGGUCUACUGGAAGAAACGGGGAGAUCCCACGGUGAGUCGCUACCAUGUCCAGUGGAUGCCUGAGUACUGCAGCCACAACGAGACCCGAGGCCCCGAGAAAUCAGUCACGCAGGAAAACUACAUCAACCUCCCAGGUCUGCUGUUCUCCUGCAAGUACAAAGUCACCGUUCAUUUGCUGAAGUCCAAGAGGCGCUCCAAGGACGAGAGCAUCACCUUCUUCACCCCGUCCUGUGCUACCAUCCGGAGCAAGACCCACAAACACAUCCCAUGCCCGGGGGAGGGAGCGCUUCCAAAGGUCCUGGCUAAGCCAGAAAAUCUGACGGCCUCCUUCUCCAUGAAUGACGGAAACAUAACGGGCAGCUUCCUGUGGCGCGUGUCCAGGGUGGCUCCUCACCAGCGGAUCACAGGCUUCCAGGUCACCUGGGCGGAGAUCAACACCGAGAGCCGGCAAAACAGUCUGCCCAACAGCAUCAUAUCCCAGUCGCAGAUCCUGCCUCCAGAUCACAACCUGCUUGUUGUGUCCAACUUGCGACCGUCUACCUACUACAGGCUGGAGGUGCAGGUCAUAACGUCUGGAGGAGAGGGACCCGCCACUGUCAAGACCUUCCAGACGCCCAUAAUACAACCGGUGGCACAACACCGACCUAGACUCCGGCAGCACCACUCUCAUCACCAGAAGCCAUCAUUUGAGAAACACUGAGUUUGCACAUCAAGGCAAACCCAACCCGAUCGGGGAGAAGUACCUGUGACUCUCUGUUCCCGUCAGCCAGGGAAGGAAUGUGUGGAAACCUAACAGAAACUCAGCGCACCGGACCAUGAAGUGGACCAUCCCCUCCCCCGCUGACCCCUCCACACUCCCUCAACUCAUGAAACAUGGGUUUAUCUUUUCCAGGCUCCACAACGCAUCAGCUCCUUUUUACCCUCUCUCUCCUCUCUCUCUCCUCUCUCUCUCCCUCGCUUUCUCUUCACUUAGAUGUCACCGGAGGGGUUUGUGUGUGUAAAGUAUAAAGUUAAACUACAAGGUUUCCCAUUCUGUGCCGUUCAGAGCACAGCCACACCCUCCUCAUCCCAGCUCACCCAUGACUAAAAAAGGAAGUGAUGAAAUUCCUGUUCAAAUAAGAUCCAAUAACUUCUAAAUUAGUUUUGGAUCCAGCUGUCAUCGAGCACUACAAAAACAAUAAAUAAAAUAAGAUAUUUGAUUGGAUUUGGUGAACAUGCGGUUGAAACCAACCGUUUAUUUGGGAAUUUGCCCGAAGCGAACUGGAUGGUAGGGAAGGGCUUGUCUAUGAAGAAAGAAAAAGUAGAACUUCAUCUAUUUAUUUUGCGUUUACCCAUUAAAGAGGCGCUUAGACAUGCAGUCUGUACUGGUGGAUAAUGUAACUAAAGUCCUUAUUGUCUAACCCAGAGUAUUUCAUGUAGUAUGUUGCAUGUAGUCCAUUUGAUUUUUUUUUUUUGAGCUGUAAAUUAAUUACCUGCUUCAAAUUGAAAGCUCGUAAUGUUUUUUUUUUUUUUUCUUUUGCAUGACAACUGUUAGCAUCCUGUUGGCAUGAAAUAGUCUGUGUUACCCCUUUUCAAUAUGUUAGCAAUAUUUCAUUAACAGAAUAACAAAUAAUUAUAUUGGAAGUAAUAUGUCACGUUUAUUAAUGAAAUUAUAACGUGUGGAGAUGAAUUGUACAUGUUUCUUGGCUGUACAAAUAUUUGUCUUGGAGCAGUCGGUGAAUGUCUAUAUUUAUUUAUGUGUGUUAUUACAACGUUUGCUUUUUGAUGUGUGUGAAUGUGUGUGGAUUUAUUUUUUUUGUGUCGUAGUCUCAGAUUUUUAAAAUGGAUUAAAAAAAAGUGGACAAAAAAAAAUAUCUUGUAAAGACAUUUUGUAAAAAAGGAUUUGUAAAUACAGUCUUAUGUUACAUGUUAUUUUUCCAUGCUAGAACCUGUACAAACUGCUAAGUAAUAAAAAUGACUCCUAACCUGU